Molecule: messenger RNA, 3446 nt
Organism: Phacochoerus africanus (Common warthog)
Lineage: Eukaryota; Metazoa; Chordata; Mammalia; Artiodactyla; Suidae
Gene: LMX1A
Product: LIM homeobox transcription factor 1 alpha
Exons: 9
Coding region: 292-1440 (382 amino acids)
Biological process (GO): neuron differentiation; regulation of transcription by RNA polymerase II
Cellular component (GO): nucleus
Molecular function (GO): RNA polymerase II transcription regulatory region sequence-specific DNA binding; DNA-binding transcription factor activity, RNA polymerase II-specific
Source: RefSeq, a predicted model, not a curated record
GCCCUCCCCUCCUCCCGAGGAGCGACUCGGGCGGGCAGGACGUCCCGAGAAGGCCGCCCGCCCGCGGCCACGUCCCGGCCCGGCCCGAGCGCGCCGAGGAGCGGAGCCAGGGGCCGGCGCUCGCUCCGGCUCCCUCCCGGGCGCGCCGGAGCCGGGGGCGGCUGCUCCGGCUGCAGCCUCGAGGGCCUACGCCUCCCCCGGCCCAAGCUUCCCGCGGCUCCCGGCAACUUCAUUCGGCUCCUGCCACGGGGAGCGAGCUCGCCCAUCAGGUUCUCACAGCCCGGCCCGAACAUGCUGGACGGCUUGAAGAUGGAGGAGAACUUCCAAAGCGCCAUCGAGACGUCGGCCUCUUUUUCCUCGCUGCUGGGCAGAGCUGUGAGCCCCAAGUCUGUCUGCGAGGGCUGUCAACGGGUCAUCUCGGACAGGUUUCUGCUGCGGCUCAACGACAGCUUCUGGCAUGAGCAGUGCGUUCAGUGUGCCUCCUGCAAAGAGCCCCUGGAGACCACCUGCUUCUACCGGGACAAGAAGCUCUACUGCAAGUAUGACUAUGAAAAGCUGUUUGCUGUCAAAUGUGGGGGCUGCUUUGAGGCCAUUGCACCCAACGAGUUUGUUAUGCGGGCCCAGAAGAGCGUAUACCACCUGAGCUGCUUCUGUUGCUGUGUCUGUGAGCGGCAGCUGCAGAAGGGCGAUGAGUUUGUCCUGAAGGAGGGGCAGCUGCUCUGCAAAGGGGACUAUGAGAAGGAGCGGGAGCUGCUCAGCCUGGUGAGCCCGGCAGCAUCAGACUCAGGCAAAAGUGAUGAUGAAGAAAGUCUUUGCAAGUCAGCCCAUGGGGCGGGGAAAGGAGCCCCUGAGGAUGGCAAGGACCAUAAGCGCCCCAAACGUCCCAGAACCAUCUUGACAACCCAACAGAGGAGAGCAUUCAAGGCUUCUUUUGAAGUAUCCUCCAAGCCAUGCAGGAAGGUGAGGGAGACCCUGGCUGCAGAGACAGGGCUGAGCGUCCGUGUUGUUCAGGUGUGGUUCCAGAACCAGAGAGCUAAGAUGAAGAAACUGGCUCGACGGCAGCAACAGCAGCAACAAGAUCAGCAGAACACACAGAGGCUGAAUUCUGCUCAGACAAAUGGUGGCGGGAGCGCUGGGAUGGAAGGGAUCAUGAACCCCUACACGGCUCUGCCUACCCCACAGCAGCUCCUGGCCAUUGAGCAGAGCGUCUACAACUCAGAUCCCUUCCGACAGGGUCUCACCCCGCCCCAGAUGCCUGGAGACCACAUGCACCCCUAUGGUGCUGAGCCCCUUUUCCAUGACCUGGAUAGUGAUGACACCUCCCUCAGUAACCUGGGUGACUGUUUCCUAGCAACGUCGGAAGCUGGGCCCCUGCAGUCCAGAGUGGGAAACCCCAUUGACCACCUGUACUCCAUGCAGAAUUCUUACUUCACCUCUUGAGCCCUCCCCUGGAGUUCAGUGGCUGGGCUCCUGGUCUGGAACAGCCUUACUCUAUGAGGGGUUGGCCAGCUCUAGGUGGGGAGGCCAGGGAAGAGGUGGGUCGGGGAGGGAGUUUUGUUGGGGAUGCUGUUGUACAAUGAUAUGGUGUAGCUUGGCAUUUCCAAAGACCGAAUACAUUACGGAUUGCAUAGUUUAAUGUUUCUAAUAAGAGUCUUAGUGUUAGGUCUGAAGAUGUGUUUAUCUUUAAGGACAGGGACUUUUAAUAUAGGCAUUCUCAUGCAAACUAGAUACCUAGAGACCCCUAACAACUUCCCACCUUUUGAGGGGAAGCUCCUGUCUAGAGGUGCAAACAUCCACCCGUCCACACACCCAUAGACAGACAGACAGAUAGCUAGAUGUGUGCGUGAGUGUGUACCCUUCCAUACUGUAUCAUCAAAGUUUAUUCCUAAUUAUAACAGACACCAACUGUACAGCAAAAAGUAACUUUAUUUUCAGUGUGAACUAUAUUUAAGGAAAUGCUUGAUGCACUUAAGUUAUAAAAUGAGAUAAUUUACUUUUAUAAACUUUAUUUUUAGUUUGAAGAGACUUGUGGGCAGGGCAGAGAGCGCUGCUCCACUGAGACCCAUAGCUUUGAGUGCUUGAGUUAAUUCUGUUUUCAGAGAGUGUCACUGAGGACUGGAAAGGAACUCGGUGUGGCUGACAGUUUUCACUGGUGGAUUCUUGCUCUUUGAGGUUGAAUCACUGGCCUUUGGGUGGGUCAGAGCAAUUCCUGGUCACAUCCUUAGAAAAUUUAAAGCCUAGACCCUUCGGCUUUUUUGGAAAUUUGGACACGUGGCCGUUAGGCAGCAGUGGGAAGGUCAGUUCUGCUCUUGAACUUCAGCAUCUGCAAGGGUGGGACGAGGCUGAUAGUAUGUACCUACCUCACUGGGGACACUGAGGCUUGAUUCACCCCCAGGACACAUGAGCAGGGCUGAGACUAAUAAUCUGAUAUUUGCUUAAAAUACAACCAGACCAGUCUCUUGGCAAAGGUCUGCAGAGACUUACGUGGGGCUGUAGAGCAGGAACCUGAGGGCAACCCUGCCUGCCCUGGUCCCUUCUGCAAAGCCUGGGCUGCAGGUAGCAGCUCAAGGCAGCUUGGGAAGAUGCCAGAGGCCUUCAGCGGGGAGGAGACUGUGACUGAUGGGUUGGAGAGGGCAUGAUCAUGGCAUGUUCUAAACCAGGGAUGAGUAAACUACACCCUGCAGGCCUAUGUGUUAUGGCCUGCCCUCUACAAAGGGUUUUUACAUUUUUAAAGUCUUGUUAAAAAAAAAAAAGGAAAAGUAUAUGCAACAGGCCACAUAUGGACUGGAAAGCCUAAAUAGUUACUAUCUGUACUGUCUGGAUCUUUUCAUAAAACGUUUGCUGAACUCUGUUCCAGAGGGUCUGUUUGCACACAGCCUCUUGGAGCUCAAAGAGGCAGGGAGUGGAGACCCAGGCCUCCUUCUGAUGCUGAGCACAGAAAACCCAGCUGCCCUUGUGCGCAGGGACAGUUCCACACCCUGUCCUCCCAUCGUGGUGCUAAGAGGGGCUACCUCUGUGCUAGCAGGCCUCCAGAAACAGGUGAUGGGGAAGACAGAGGACUCUUCCCAGAGGGACCAGGACAGGCUUGGCCUCACUCCUAGGGUCAUCACCGGUCAUCAGAGCCUCAGACACAGCAACUGGUCCCCAUUACUCUCUGCAAGGCCAGAGAGAACACGCCCCCUCAUGGUAGAGUCUAUGUUGUGUGACUUGUGUAUGUGUGUGUUUGUGUGUGUGUGUGUGUUUUUAAAUAAUUUAUGCAAACCACCGAGCAACCCAAACCAGUCUGGUGAGUGAAACUGGUGCAGAUACUGUAUGGUUCCACCGGCUUCCAUGGUGAGGAUCAUUUGGAGAAAGUAGCAGAUACUAUGUGAGUGAAAAUGAAUAGAGAUCCUGAUUCCACUCCUUAAUGGCAUACCAAGAUGAAAUUAAAAACCUCUUACAAAUGA